AUGAAUAAAGAAUCAGGAGCUAAAACUUAUAAAGCAAACUAAGGAUAAAAAUCAAGAAAUUAAGCAAAAUUAUCAAAGACUGAAAGGGAAUUCAAUCAUAAAAUUGUAAUAGAGCAUAAAUUAUAAAAUAAAAAAGAUAAAUAAAAUCUUUAGAAGUAUCUAAAAAAAUAAAAUGGCAAAUAUAUAGAGAACAUCUCUUGA
Messenger RNA from Paramecium sonneborni, 201 nucleotides. The record is from the annotation of a GenBank genome assembly. Lineage: Eukaryota; Ciliophora; Oligohymenophorea; Peniculida; Parameciidae.